Molecule: messenger RNA, 1989 nt
Organism: Mesorhabditis belari
Lineage: Eukaryota; Metazoa; Nematoda; Chromadorea; Rhabditida; Rhabditidae
Source: the annotation of a GenBank genome assembly
AUGAAACUCAUCCUUUUACUAUUGAUUUUUACGAUCACUCAAGCGGUGAUUGUGAGAAAACCGGAAAACCUUUUCUCCCGUGGCCCGCUCGACUAUGGAAAAGUGCUUUUGGAUGCCGACUCGGCGUCACUUUUCGUUGGAGCAAGGGGAAGGAUUUUUCGCCUCUGGGCUUACAAUAUAAAUGACACAAGCGAGAAAUUGUUCUCCGAAAAACCGCUAACAAUUUCGAGCUCUGAAAUGGCUGAGUGUCGAUCGAGUGGAAAUAGUGAAGAGGAUUGUCAAACCUUUGUUAGGACAAUGUUUUUGAAAGAUCAACGAGAAAAUCUUAUGAUUUGCUCGUCAGCAGCUCUAAAACCCGAGGUGCGAAUCCUUGACGCGAGUCGACUCGAAGAUAAAGAAGAUCCACAAACAAUUAUCGGUCUUUGUGCACCCGAUAAAAUCAUGAAUACAACAGCCGUACUUGUCGAGCUCGGCAACCCCCGCGGACUUCCCAUCGUCUAUUCGGGCAUUCGAACGGGGAUCACCGGCGAGAACCAUCUCAUCUAUCGGCCGGCGAUCGUCGAGAAUUCCCGAGAGAUUUACCCGUCGAUGCGCACAAUUUACAAGGAUGACGACUGGUUAAAUGAACCCCAAUUCGUCGGCUCUUUUGACGUUGGCGAGCACGUGUAUUUCUUUUUCCGCGAGAUCGCCAACGAGGCGAGCCACGACGAGAAAAGGAUCUACUCGAGAGUUGCACGGAUUUGUAAGAAAGAUCUCGGCGGUAAAAGUCAACUCCGCCAAGUGUGGACCUCAUUUGUGAAGGCUCGCCUCAAUUGUUCCCUUCCUGGCAAUAUCCCAUUCUAUUUCGAUCAAAUUCGAUCGGUCACCAAAUCUGAAUUCGAAGGGGAGACGCUUUUCUACACGGGAAUGUCCACCUCCGAUUCGGCGUAUCCCACCUCGGCAAUCUGUGUCUUCCAGUUGAAAGAUAUCAACCAUGUCUUUGAUCAUGGGCUUUUUACGGACUUGGUCGAGAACCGACGCCGGGAAAUUGGGGCCGAUCCUAACACAGGACACCGACCCGGGACUUGUGUCCCCGAUUCGCAAAGUCUUGACCCGGAUGCGUUGAAUUUCAUCAAAUCGCAUAAUUUAAUGCACUCGGCCAUUUCAAGUAUGCCACCGAUUUUGACGCAAAGGGACGCGUUUUUCCACCAAAUUCACGUCGACAUUCGCUCCGAGCACAACGUCAUUCACGCGAUCGAUAAACACUCGUCAAAAUUGUGGAAAGUCUCUCAUUGGAGAGAUGGAUCCGAGUGGAAAUCGAUGAUUCUAGAGAAAGAGACAACAUUGGAUAUUGGAGGCUUUGAUGAGGGAAAUCGAAUCGAAGACAGCACAUUGAUGAAUGCAGAGUUCCUCUACACAACUUCUCCACUCGGCGUCCAUCAAUUCCCGCUCAGCUCGUGUCAACAAUGGUUAGCUUGUCAGUCAUGCGCCAUCGAUGCAUAUUGUUCAUGGAAUGUGGCAAGGGGAGAGUGCUUUCCAAGGGAGAAAAUCCAUCAGCAAAGUGUCGGCUGGGUCACCUCAUGGCCGGGUCGGGGCACCCGCGAGUGCAAAUCGGUGGCAAGGCCAGUGUUGAAAAAGGUAUUCCCGGGCGAUUCGAUUCAUUUCACCUCUCAACCCUCAACACAAUGGUUUCGCGAUGGAAUUCAAUUGAAAAGCGACACGCGAACACUUUUUACGAAAGAAAACGGACUCGUUUUGAUGGAUUUAUCGAAAAAUGAUAAUGGAGAUUACGAGGGAAUUGUUGAUGGGAAAACGAUUGUGAAAUAUCGAUUGAUUGUUGAUCAUGAAGAUUGUGCUCAACCAAAAACCGUCUCUUCAUUCAAAGCGGCCCAACGGGAAUGGUGUAAGAAAAUGGAUGGAUACAAGAAAAAUUACGAGAAAUGGAAGAUCUGGUUCGAGAAUAAUCAACAAUGUCCCGUCACUCAAAAUGUCUCCGCUGCACCAAAUCGA